Protopolystoma xenopodis is the source of this 528-nucleotide messenger RNA. NCBI's taxonomy places the organism in Eukaryota, Metazoa, Platyhelminthes, Monogenea, Polystomatidea, Polystomatidae. The record is from the annotation of a GenBank genome assembly.
GUGGGUGGCGGUCAAGCAACACCUGCAGUACAACCUCCUGAGGUGGCCCGAGGCUCUUCUGCCAACACUAUAAGUCCCUGUAGCCAACUUAGUCGUACCUUAUUCUCCACACCUCCUGCAUCUCAUUCGGAUCGCAACGACCAUUUCUCUGCAUCUUCUAGCGCGGCACAUAUGCUUGUGGAGCCCACUGGCCGCAGAUCAGGGCCUCUAGGGAUGGUUGACUCCGGACUAUUUGAUGGACCCAAAAUGGACGUGUAUAGCGCUGGUGUCAGUCUUUACUUCAUGCUGACUGGACGUGUGCCGUUUGCUAGUUCAAACGUUCUUCAAAUCUUUGAAGCUAUUGCAGAAGGCGUUUACACUAUACCUGGCUACGUUUCUUCUUCCGCUGCCUCUCUUAUCCAUGGAAUGAUGGCUAACAAUCCAAAAGUAAUUAGAAAAUUGUAUUUUUUCUAUUUUGUCAUUGAGCCUUCUGUUUUUGAAUGCGGUUACUUUAUAAGAGAAAAACGAACGCUUAGAAUUGAUUUUUGA